Prunus mume (Japanese apricot) is the source of this 303-nucleotide messenger RNA. The record is from RefSeq and is a predicted model, not a curated record. Lineage: Eukaryota; Viridiplantae; Streptophyta; Magnoliopsida; Rosales; Rosaceae.
AUGCACUACUAUUGGUACCUGACCAAUGAUGGUAUUGAGUUUUUGAGGAACUACCUCAACCUUCCAUCUAAGAUUGUCCCUACAACUUUGAAGAAGCAGGCCAAGAUUCUUGGUCACCCCUUGGGCCUAUGUGGUGACCGCCCACGAUGUUUUGAUGAUGUGAACAGCAGCCCACCUCGCUUUGAUGGAGGAGAGCGCAGAUUUGGUGACAAGGAUGUGUACCGUUCAAGUCCUCUUGCACCAGGGGGUGAUUUUGGUGACAAGGGUGGAGCACCUGUUGACUACAGAGCUUCUUCCAGGUAA